This is a messenger RNA of Kogia breviceps (pygmy sperm whale), 907 nucleotides long. It is a transcript of the gene CABP2, whose product is annotated as calcium binding protein 2. Gene Ontology annotation, molecular function: calcium channel regulator activity; calcium ion binding. Gene Ontology annotation, biological process: regulation of voltage-gated calcium channel activity; visual perception. The record is from RefSeq and is a predicted model, not a curated record. Gene Ontology annotation, cellular component: cytoplasm. NCBI's taxonomy places the organism in Eukaryota, Metazoa, Chordata, Mammalia, Artiodactyla, Physeteridae.
AUGGUUCAAGGGCCUAUGGGAAACUGUGCCAAGCGGCCCCGACACCGGGGGCCUAAGGACUGCCGGCAGUGGCCUGGCUCCCCGCCAAGGGGGUCCCGCCAUGGCCUGGGCCCCAGCCCUGAGGAGCUGGGGAGCCCUGGGCCGGGUGUCCAGGGCUGCUACUCCGUGCUCAGCAGCCUGGUGGGGCCUGCCUGCGUCUUCCUGCGGCCCAGCAUCGCCGCCACCCAGCUCGACCGGGAGCUGCAGCCAGAGGAGAUUGAAGAGCUGCAGGCCGCCUUCCAGGAGUUUGACCGAGACCGGGAUGGCUAUAUCGGCUGCCAGGAGCUGGGAGCCUGCAUGCGGACACUGGGCUACAUGCCCACAGAGAUGGAGCUCAUCGAGAUUUCACAGCAAAUCAGUGGCGGGAAGGUGGACUUUGACGACUUUGUGGAGCUGAUGGGCCCCAAGCUGCUGGCUGAGACUGCGGACAUGAUUGGCGUCCGGGAGCUGCGGGACGCCUUCCGGGAGUUCGACACCAACGGGGACGGCUGCAUCAGCUUGGGUGAACUCCGGGCGGCCCUGAAGUCCCUGCUGGGAGAGCGGCUCAGCCAGCGGGAUGUGGACGAGAUCUUCCAUGACAUCGACCUCAACGGGGACGGCCUGGUCGACUUUGAAGAGUUUGUGCGAAUGAUGUCUCGCUGAGCCUGUACAGAAGCUGGAGGCAGCAGACAGGACUUGGCACCAGAGCCACUGCCUGCCAGUGUGAUCCUGGAGCCCCUCACCUCCAGCUGGGACCCUCAUCCUCUCCUCCCUGCCCCCGCCUGUGUGCCACACCCUUGCCUGCCCUCACCUCCACCCCCACUCGUCCACCAAGCCCCCUUGCCCGUCUCUAUUUCUCUGACAAUAAAGCAUCUUUGAGCAGCUUCCA